This is a messenger RNA of Malania oleifera, 1224 nucleotides long. RefSeq lists its product as uncharacterized. Lineage: Eukaryota; Viridiplantae; Streptophyta; Magnoliopsida; Santalales; Ximeniaceae. The record is from RefSeq and is a predicted model, not a curated record. The transcript has 4 exons. The coding region runs from base 131 to 1060 and encodes 309 amino acids.
AAGGUAAGGAGUCCUCAAAGCCGCUCCGCAGUGACACAGUCCGCUUUUUUCUAUUUCCUUCACUUUCUGUCUUCUGAGAAGGCUAAAUGGAUCAGUCUCAACCUUGUCUUUUCUCUUUCUAGUUGCGGCGAUGGGUGGAGAGCCGGCAGAAGAAGUAGAGGAAGAAGAAGAGGAAAAGAUGAGAAUGGUAAAGAUAGGAUCCUACGGGGGAUUGGUAAGGCUGCUGGUUGCCAUUGAUGGAGAAUGUACUGCCGCCGCUGAGGAGACGAUGCUGCUGUGGGGGAUUCAGCAGCCCACUCUCUCAAAACCCAACGCUUUCGCCCGCCAAUCCUCCAUUCAUCUGCACCUCGACGCCUGCGGCCAUUCCCUCUCCAUCCUUCAAUCCCCUUCUUCCUUGAGCACACCUGGAGUAACUGGAGCAGUGAUGUGGGACAGUGGAGUUGUACUGGGGAAGUUCUUGGAGCAUGCUGCGGACACUGGUAUGCUGCUUCUCCAAGGAAGGAAGGUCAUUGAAUUGGGCUCUGGCUGUGGAUUAGUUGGUUGCAUUGCAGCUCUUCUGGGUGCUCAAGUAGUCCUUACCGAUAUGCCUGACAGAGUAAGACUUUUGAAGAAGAAUGUUGAUGCUAAUCUGGGAUGUGGACACAUGCGAGGUUCUGGAACAGUGUGUGAGCUCAUAUGGGGAGAUGAUCCUGACCCAGCAUUGAUUGAUCCAAUGCCUGAUUAUGUGCUGGGUUCAGAUGUAAUCUACAAUGAGGGAGCUGUAGUGGAUUUGUUAGCUACACUGUUGCAACUUUGUGGGGCUCAGACAACAGUAUUUCUGGCUGGUGAACUCCGAAAUGGUAAUAAAUGCCGUUCUGUUGUAUUCCAUUCAUCUUACAAAUAUCUCAACAUUAUUGUUAUUGAUAUAUAUAUAUAUAUAUAUUUUGUGGUAGAUGCUGUCCUUGAAUAUUUCUUAGAAGCUGCAAUGAAGGACUUCAUGGUUGGCCGUGUGGAUCAGGGCGAGUGGCAUCCAGAUUAUCACAGCCAACGAGUUGUUAUGUAUGUAUUGGUGAAGAAGUGAAAGGAGGGAAAAGUUAAAAAGUUACUGAUCAUGCGUUUGGCAGCCUGAUGUUAAGAUCUUGACUUCUGAUUUGUAUGAAUUUGAAUGAACAAAGUAAAAAAUUAUAUUAAUAUUUUUUAAGUAUACAUAAAUCUAAAUCUAAGCUUGACAUUUAUGUUUUCAAA